AUGUGGCAUCAAUCAUCUACAUCGCUUCUUCUGGCCGUUGUGGCCCCAUCGAUUGCAUAUGCCGCCGCCAUAUCUCAGCGAGACACCAGCUUGGGCAGCGCAACUGUAAAUCUUGCUCAGAACAACGGUGCAGCGACAUUCCUCGGUUCGGGUUUCAUCUAUGGAUUCCCAGACAAUGGAGAAAACGCUCGGGAUACCAUUCCUGACCAUUUUCUCACCGAUAUCAAGUUUACAACUUGUCGUGGCGGUGACGCUCAGAUCAAUGCUGUCGGGUGGGCACAAGGCGGCUAUGAUGGUUAUAUUGGGCGCUUUGAUUCAGCGCUUUCGAACUAUCGUUCAGCCCGCAAGUAUGAUGGGGACUUCGUCCUGAUGCUUAGUGUUUUGUGGGGCGCUCAGGGUGGAGCAAGUGCGGAUUCCGUUUUCCCAGGCGACAACGGAAAUUGGACGGAGAUGGAAUCGUUCCUCGAUCAAGUGAUAUCUGAUAUCCAAUCCAAUGACAUCUUGGAAGGACUGAUUGCUGAUAUUUGGAACGAACCUGAUCUCGAAACAUUUUGGUAUCCCGAUUGA
Penicillium manginii is the source of this 567-nucleotide messenger RNA. RefSeq lists its product as uncharacterized. Lineage: Eukaryota; Fungi; Ascomycota; Eurotiomycetes; Eurotiales; Aspergillaceae. The coding region runs from base 1 to 567 and encodes 188 amino acids. The record is from RefSeq and is a predicted model, not a curated record. The transcript has a single exon.